CGCGCUCCCUGGACUUCGGAGCGCAGGGCCCCCGCAGGCUGCGCUCUCCGCCGUCUUCUCCCGAGCGGGCUCGGCCCGGCGGCCGGGGCGAUGUGAGCCGGAGCCCGCGGGCGCGGCCGGACCGCUGCGAUGUGGCUCAAGCCCGAGGAGGUGCUGCUGAAGAACGCUCUGAAGCUCUGGGUGACUCAGAAGAGCAGCUGCUACUUCAUCCUGCAGCGGCGCCGCGGGCACGGCGAAGGGGGCGGCCGACUCACGGGUCGCCUGGUGGGUGCCCUGGACGCGGUGCUGGAUUCCAACGCCCGGGUUGCUCCGUUUCGAAUUCUGCUCCAGGUGCCCGGCUCCCAGGUGUAUUCCCCCAUAGCAUGUGGUGCCACGUUAGAGGAAAUAAACCAGCACUGGGACUGGCUGGAGCAAAAUCUCCUCCACACCUUGUCUGUCUUUGAUAAUAAAGAUGACAUUGCCAGUUUUGUCAAAGGGAAGGUGAAGGCUCUGAUUGCCGAGGAGACGAGCAGCAGGCUGGCCGAGCAGGAGGAGGAGCCCGAGAAGUUCCGCGAGGCCUUGGUGAAGUUCGAGGCCAGGUUCAACUUCCCCGAGGCCGAGAAGCUGGUCACAUAUUACUCCUGCUGCUGCUGGAAGGGCCGCGUGCCCCGCCAAGGCUGGCUGUACCUGAGCAUCAACCACCUGUGCUUCUACUCCUUCUUCUUGGGCAAGGAGCUUAAACUUGUCGUCCCUUGGGUUGACGUCCAGAGGUUGGAGCGGACAUCCAACGUCUUUCUGACGGACACCAUCCGCAUCACCACCCAGAACAAGGAGCGGGACUUCUCCAUGUUCCUGAACCUGGACGAGGUGUUCAAGAUCAUGGAGCAGCUGGCCGACGUGACGCUCCGGAGGCUGCUGGACAAUGAGGGCUUCGACCUGGACCCGGGUCUGCAGGAGCCCAGCCAGAUCACCAAGAGGGACCUGGAAGCUCGGGCACAGAAUGAGUUCUUCCGGGCCUUCUUCAGGCUGCCAAGGCGGGAGAAGCUGCACGCCGUCCUGGACUGUUCCCUCUGGACCCCGUUCAGCCGCUGUCACACCGCCGGGCAGAUGUUCACCUCCGACAGUUACAUCUGCUUUGCCAGCAAGGAGGCCGGCUGCUGCAAAGUCAUCCUACCACUCCGAGAGGUUGUGAGCAUCGAGAAGAUGGAGGACACCAGUCUGCUGCCGAACCCCAUCAUCGUCAGCAUCCGGAGUAAGAUGGCCUUCCAGUUCAUUGAGCUCAGGGAUCGUGACAGCCUGGUGGAGGGUCUGCUGGCGAGACUGAAGCUGGUGCAUGCCGACCACCCUGUGCGCUAUGACACCACCAUGGAUGAGGACCUGACCUCACCUGUGUUUCAUUCAACAAGCUUGUGCAGUGGCAACCACAGGUUUGGGGGUCUUGAGAUGGUGUCUUCGCAAAAUAGCGAGGAAAGGGAGAAAGAAACGAGCCCACGGAUGCACCCUGAGGCUUUCCGGCCGUCGGGCAGCCAGAGCCCGGACUCGAGAUUGUCCAGGGAACAGAUCAAGGUGAGCCUCUGGAACGACCACUUCGCGGAGUACGGCAGGACAGUGUGCAUGUUCCGCACAGAGAAGAUCCGGAAGCUGGUGGCCAUGGGGAUCCCCGAGUCCCUGCGCGGCAGACUCUGGCUUCUUUUCUCAGAUGCCGUCACGGACCUUGCCGCACAUCCCGGUUACUACGGCAACCUGGUGGAGGAGUCCAUGGGAAAGUGCUGCCUGGUGACGGAGGAGAUAGAGAGGGACCUGCACCGCUCUUUGCCGGAGCACCCCGCCUUCCAAAACGAAACGGGCAUCGCGGCGUUGCGGAGAGUCCUGACGGCCUACGCCCACAGGAACCCCAAGAUCGGGUACUGCCAGUCCAUGAACAUCCUGACCUCCGUUCUGCUGCUGUACGCUAAGGAGGAGGAAGCCUUCUGGCUGCUGGUGGCCGUGUGUGAGCGGAUGCUGCCUGACUACUUCAACCACCGAGUCAUUGGGGCCCAGGUGGACCAGUCCGUCUUCGAGGAGCUCAUCAAGGAGCAGCUCCCUGAGCUGGCGGAGCACAUGCAUGACCUCUCGGCCCUGGCGUCCAUCUCCCUGUCCUGGUUCCUCACGCUCUUCCUCAGCAUCAUGCCCCUGGAGAGUGCCGUGAACGUGGUCGACUGCUUCUUCUACGACGGCAUCAAGGCCAUCUUCCAGCUGGGACUGGCUGUGCUGGAGGCCACUGCCGAGGACCUGUGUGGCAGCAAGGAUGACAGCCAGGCCUUGAUGGUCCUCAGCAGGUUUCUGGACCACGUCAAGAACGAGGACAGCCCGGGACCCCCGAUUGGCAGCCACCACGCCUUCUUCUCUGACGACCAGGAGCCGUGUCCCGUGACCGACAUCGCAGACCUGAUCCGCGACUCCUACGAGAAAUUCGGGGACCAGUCUGUGGCUCAGAUCGAGCACAUGCGCUGCAGGCACAGGAUCCGAGUCCUCCAGGGCCACGAGGACACCACGAAGCAGAACGUGCUCCGGGUCGUUAUCCCAGAGGUCUCCAUCCUUCCCGAAGACCUGGAGGAACUCUACGAUUUAUUCAAGAGAGAACACAUGAUGAGCUGCUACUGGGAGCAGCCCUGGCCCAUGGCCCCACGCCACGACCCCAGCAGGCCCUACGCAGAGCAGUACCGCAUAGACGCCCAGCAGUUUGCACGCCUAUUCCAGCUCGUCUCGCCGUGGACCUGUGGGGCCCACACGGAAAUCCUUGCCGAAAGGACUUUCAGGCUUCUGGAUGAAAACAUGGACCACCUUAUCGAAUUCAAAGCAUUUGUGAGCUGCCUCGAUAUUAUGUAUAAUGGAGAAAUGAAUGAGAAGAUUAAACUGUUGUAUCGGCUGCAUAUCCCUCCAGGUAAGAAAGUCUAAGUAGAAAAUUAGAAUUGUGCCUGUUGUGCCUUGGCCUGGACCAACUAUGAGCACGACCUUGAGGUUCUUCUCUUUUUAAACGUAUUCAAACGAGGCAGUAGACAUUUCUACUUUGGAGUGGCUGAUGACAGGUUUGAUGUACCCGUAUUGUGUGGUCUGUGGCAGGGGUUCCCAAACCCGAGGGUGCAUCAGAAUCAUUUGGGCAGCCUGUUGUAACACAGGAUGCCUGGCCUACCCAUUCUGAUUGACUAGGUCUGAGGACCACACUUUGAGAACCACCAGCCUGUGGGAUGGGGGGAAAACAAACCCUGGUUGCCUCAAUAGAUGAUUAUUAUAGCUUACUGUUUUGUUUCUUUUUUUUUUCCAUUGAGGGAAAACUGGUAUAUAAUAUUGUAUUUAGUUUCAGGUGUAAAACAUAAUAGUUCAGUCUUUGUAUACACUAGAAAGUGAUCACCACAGUAAAUCUCAUUACCAUUUGUCACCAUAAAAUAGACCUCCUUCACCUGUUUUGCCCACCUCUCAACUGCUUUCUCCUCUGAUAACCAUCUGACCUCUGUAUCAAGGAGUUUCAUUUGUUUGUUUGAUUUUUUAGAUUGCACAUGUGACUGAAAUUGUAUA
This is a messenger RNA of Odocoileus virginianus texanus, 3534 nucleotides long. The record is from RefSeq and is a predicted model, not a curated record. Lineage: Eukaryota; Metazoa; Chordata; Mammalia; Artiodactyla; Cervidae.